Molecule: messenger RNA, 1503 nt
Organism: Anopheles cruzii
Lineage: Eukaryota; Metazoa; Arthropoda; Insecta; Diptera; Culicidae
Exons: 3
Coding region: 1-1503 (500 amino acids)
Source: RefSeq, a predicted model, not a curated record
AUGUACGCAGCGGUCGUGUUGGCAGCCCUGUGCUGGGUAGUGCAGGUUGCACACUCUAGACCGGACUUUGGUCUCGAGGGUUCGGUGCCCGGGACAAAUCGGAUCACCCGACAAGCGAUACUGGCGCAGCAGCACUUUCUGACCGUCGAUGACUACAUUUUGCCGGAUCUGCGCUCCGACGUUACUAAGCUGAAGGAAGCGGCCGUCAUUCUGCGGGCAAUCGGCCAUCAGGUGAACAACUUGGGUCCGGUACUGAUGGACGCCAUAUCGACGGCCGUCAACGACGACAGCGGUGAUAUUGGGCAGGUUUUCGAACUAGUCAGUUAUGCACGGUUGGCGUUCGUAAGCUAUAUCAACGGUGCCCUGUCGCAACAGGAGACAAGCCUAACGGCGUUGCUCCAACAGUACGUCAGUGAUCAGUUGCAGGACGACUUUUUCCACAUCAUGGCGCAGCUCAUAGUGAUGGGCAAUACGUUCGAUCAGCUACAGGUGGCCGUCCAGGCGGCCUACAAUGCGGCCGGCGGUGGCCCUGUAUCGGCCCAGCUCGUGCAACAGUACAUCUCUGUGAAUCUGGUGACUACGUUGAGCCAAACCCUUUCUGCGCUUGCGUACCGCAUUCCGGUCCUGACAUACACGAUCACCUCGUCGCUCGAGGACAUCCAACAAGCGGAUGACUACGUGUAUGGUCUCGCCGCGGACAGUGAGCGUGUGGCGCAGGAAAUAGCCGAAUCGGGUGCGGACUUUUACCAGCAGGUGUCCUCGUACGCAACGGACGUGUCCAGCGCUAUGAACGCACUGGUGGCCAGUUUUACUCCGUCGCUGACUAACGCACUGGCAACGGCUACGGCGUACCCCGAUCCGUCUUUACAGGUUCCCAUCGGCCAGCUGGCCACUCUGGUGCAGACUACGCUGGCGGCGACGGUAGCGUCAUUUAACUCCGCCUAUGACGCGAAGAUCCAAUACCUCUCCACGUUGCUGCCGAUCAACACGACCGAUGUAACUCCGCCCGAAAGUGAUCCGCUCACCGUCCUCGUCGAUGUGCUGAUUGCGAACUGGAGGUACUCGCGUUACUGCUUCUGGAAGUACUCGGGCGUCCUGUAUAACACACUGCUCGUGUCCAACGGUGCCGGCGAGUGCUACGACCGCGAGGUAGAACGGUUGGCCAAGCUUAAGCAGGCGCUUCUGCUCGAGAUCGACCUCCUGGCGUUCAACUUGGAGAUUGUGGAACCAUUCGUAGCUACCUGCCUGUUUCUCCCGGCGUCGGCUGCCUCACGCGUUCCGGGGUGUAUUCAAGAGCUUGCCCAGUACUUUGCCAACAUUUACAACGCCUUCACGCCUCGGUUGGCCAGCUUCACCGCGUUGGCCGCUAUCGAACUGGACGCCAGCGAGCAGCGACUGUCCGUGUGUUGGGCGACCCGCACCCAGGAGGUACAGUUCACCCUCCAGCAGCUAGUACCGCCGAUAAACAGCUGUGCCAUAGAUGGACCGAAUGCGAGCUAUUAA